AUGUCCGCCCCUUCCAUACCAAACCUCAACAGCCUCCGCCGGGGCGGGCCACGCCUCCGCGGCAGCCGUGGGCGAGGCACACCUGGCGGCCCCACCACAGACACACCCUCCUCCCACAACACCGGCACCCGAAUCGCCAACCCGCCCGCCCACGCCGCAAUCCAGGACCGCAUCAUCCUCUCUACUGACAACGAUGCAGCGACAUCACGCCUCUCCGCCGUUGCCACCGGCUACCUGGACGACCCAUUUGCUGCCCUGCUACACGCCGACUUACGUUCCGGCACCGCCUCAUCUACGAAUGCCAAUACGGCGGCGAAUCCACCGCGUCGCCUCCCGCUGAUGAAUCGCGGCACGUACGCCCGGACUGUGGGAGUGGAUCGAGUGGUAGACACGUUCCUGGCGCAGCAUAAGGGUGGGCGGUGCCAAAUUGUGAGCCUGGGCGCGGGGAGCGAUACGCGCUUCUUUCGGCUGAGGCGGCGGCUGCAUCAACAGCAACGGCAGCGGGAGAGAAUGCUCUACCACGAAUUCGACCUGGCGCAAAACACCAAAUCCAAAGUCGCGCGACUACGGCGGAAAGAGUUCCAGGAAGCGGCGCGCCAGGAGUGCGGCAUGGAUUGGAACCCCGCCGUAUCCACGCGCAACAGCGACAACGACACCGCCGAUACGGACGAUGCUACAUCCCUGAACGCAGACGAACACGGCUACACGCUCUCCCCCCUCGACCUACGCUCACUUCCCCCACCCCCUCCACCACCAUCCACCACACACUCCAACACCACUACCACGACACCACCCCUCCCCAUCACUCUAGCCCAAAUCAAUCGCACGCUCCCCACCCUCCUCAUCUCCGAAUGCUGCCUCUGCUACCUCCCCCCUUCGGCCGCGGACGUUGUCCUCUCCUUCUUCAGCGCCCUCUUUGUUCCCGAUGUCCCACUCGCGAUCGUCAUCUACGAGCCUAUUCGACCCCACGACGCGUUCGGGCGCACCAUGGUCGCCAACCUCGCGGGCCGGGGCAUCUCGCUGCCGACGCUGGAACGGUAUGGUGAGUUGGAGGCGCAGAGGGAGCGGUUGGCGAGGUUUGGGUUUGGCGGAGGCGAAGGGAAAGGGGCGGGUGCGAGGGCGGUGGAUCUCGAGUAUGUGUGGCGGGCGUGGGUGGCGGCGGAGGAGAAGGAGCGCGUGGAGGCAUUGGAGUGGAUGGAUGAGGUGGAGGAGUUUGUGCUGCUGGGCAGGCAUUAUGCUGUGGCGUUUGGGUGGAGAGCUUAUGCGAAUGACGGAGAGCAUGGGAAGGCGGAAGGGGAGGGUGAGGGAGACGCGGCGUGGAGGAACUUGCCUGUGCCGCCCACGAAGCAUUAG
Cyphellophora europaea CBS 101466 is the source of this 1353-nucleotide messenger RNA. RefSeq lists its product as uncharacterized. Gene Ontology annotation, molecular function: protein C-terminal leucine carboxyl O-methyltransferase activity. The transcript is spliced from 3 exons. The coding region runs from base 1 to 1353 and encodes 450 amino acids. Gene Ontology annotation, biological process: C-terminal protein methylation. Lineage: Eukaryota; Fungi; Ascomycota; Eurotiomycetes; Chaetothyriales; Cyphellophoraceae. The record is from RefSeq and is a predicted model, not a curated record.